Molecule: messenger RNA, 7047 nt
Organism: Cyprinodon tularosa
Lineage: Eukaryota; Metazoa; Chordata; Actinopteri; Cyprinodontiformes; Cyprinodontidae
Gene: pappa2
Product: pappalysin 2
Exons: 27
Coding region: 842-6133 (1763 amino acids)
Molecular function (GO): metallopeptidase activity
Source: RefSeq, a predicted model, not a curated record
AAACAGCAGUUGCUCUAAAAGUAGAGUUUCUAUCAUAGAGACUGUAUAGUUAUCUCCCCCCCCCCUCCUCUUUUUGGAGUUUGUUUCCCGGACUGACCUUGGCACAUUUUGGAGCAGGACUAAACGUUGGCACAAUGGUCAGGUAAACGAGAGGUAGUGACCUAUUUAGAAAACAAGAAAAAAGACUUUUGGACGAAAUAACUAAUUUUACCAGCUUUAUAUUGAUAACAAUCUGCAGCCACAUCUUACCGGGCAAUUAAAUCACCCUGUUGAUAUUUUGGCGCACUAAAUCAGCCUGGUGACGUCUUUACAGCGUGGUUUUUGCUUGUGGGGCUCAAGGAAAGGUUAAUGUGUCCCCCUCCAACCCUUCCACCCCCCCACCUUCUCUGACUACAUGUAAACAAAAAGCGAAUCAGCGGACUCGUAUUUUUGCAGAGUGGACACCAAUAGGAAGGAGGCAAAGUGCGGUGUUUUUCUAUCGUGCAAAGUAGCCUAAUACAGUUCAUCUUUCCCUUUGCUUAUUUUACCCAAAGGUCUAUUUUAAACUUCUAAACGUCCUUUUAAACUUUUAAAUGUAUAGUUUGCUGGAAUUCUUCUGGAGGACAUUUGAUCUUUAUAUCAUUUAAGUGAUUUUUCUUUUUAGAAUACACUAAUAUAGCUAGUCUAUAGAAAUCUUUUUAAAAACAGGUUUAUCUUAAAUAUAAAGAAUUUAAGCAAAAUAAAAUCCUCGGUUAUAUUUCUUAAGAAAUGCGCACAAAUAAUCCAGUGUGAGACCUCUUGCAAAGAGAUAACUUUAAAAAAAGAAAAAAGAAGAAGACAACCUUUAUAUCCUGGAGAGAAAAUGUUGUUGAUCAGACUACUGCCUGUUUUCCUCGUUUUCAUCACAAACACUUUUCUGCUCAGCCCGGUUCGCUCCGAUGCCUUCGGCCGGCAUAAGCGCUCCUUGGCCCGGCGCGCAGACGCUGAGCUGUCCAGGACAGCAGCAGGUGAACCCUGCUUCGUCUCUCCGUCCCGGCGGCAGCCCCGCGCCCUCUCCCCGGCGCAACACCGCCCUCCAGCGGCCCCAGUGAGAACCUCCACCACUCGGAUCUCGCCCUUCACCCUCAAAGGCGCACCAGAGGUUUGUCCCGUAGGGUGCGGGUUUGACACCGGGCUGCUGGAGGCCGAUCCGGCCGGGAGAGAGGAAGGAGGCAGGGGUGACUCUGAAGAUUUAGGAUACCCAGAUUUAUCCGAUCGGUUUCAUGAACGCAGUUACGCACACCGGGAAACGGAGCCAGUUGAUCCCGGUGAAGAUGCCCGGCGCGCGGAGGGAGUUUCUCCUGGCUCUCGCUCCAGGGUUUCCCGCAGCCUCGAAGUCAAACUUCGCAGCGAGAAAGACAACAACUCCAGGUUGGAGAAAGUUUCUCCAGAAAUCCCUGCAGCGGACGGGGUCCUCCACAGACCGAGGCAAGAUGACAGAGACGGAGACAACCAGGCGUCCGCGGGGACGCUGGAGGAUGCUGUUGCCACGGAGGACUACUUUGGAGAGGAAACAGAUGCAGACUCUUCCUUUAACAGCUGGGGCACCCCCUUACCGAGAGUGCCCCCUUCUUGGAUGACUGCCCUUUACUUUAAGGGCCACCGGGAGCAGCUGAAGGUGAAACUGGCCCAGGGAGUGGAGCUGCCACGGGACAAGUUCAGCGUGGAGCUGUGGGUGAAAGCAGAGGGCGGGCAGAGCAACCCGGCGGUCAUUGCAGGUGUGUUUGACAACUGCUCGUAUUCACUGAGCGAGAAGGGCUGGUCGGUUGGCAUUCGCACCUUGGAACCAGGCGGCACCAAAGAUGCACGGUUCUAUUUCACGCUUCGCACGGACAGAGCUGUGAAAUCCACAACCGUCUACAGCCACCAGCGGUACCGGGCUAAUGUCUGGACUCAUUUGAUGGCCUCAUACAAUGGUUACAACAUGACCCUGUAUGUAGAUGGGGCUAAGAUGGGAGAAAGCGGCCUCCAGUCUGGGGAUCUUUACAGUCCCUUCAUGCAGACUUGCAGGACUCUUUUUCUUGGCAGUAAACAGUCUGAUCUGGGUCAGAGCUUUAGAGGCCAUAUUGGAGGAGUGAUCCUGUGGGGUUAUGCUCGCUCGCAUGAGGACCUACUGAAACCACCACUUCAAAUCGACUUAAAUGAACCGGUUUUGGCCAUGUGGGCGGAUUUCUCUAAUGUGGACCGACUGUGGACUCCAUACAAAGCUGCCCUUCAUCCAAAUGUAAUCACCACUCCUGUACCAGAGCAAGAGCUUGUCUCCUCCUUCCUCCCACCAGCAUGUGGCCUGACAAGUUGCGACAACACAGACAUCAUCUCUGGCUACAAUAACAACUGGCAGCUUCGCACCCCCAAACACAUUCGCUACCGCAUUGUCAAUCUCUCAGACGAUGACGGUGGGAAUCCAACUGUGACACCAGCCCAGAUCCAGGCCCAGCAUCAGGCUCUAAAUGAGGCCUUUCGGCCUUACAACAUCACCCUGGAGCUAAGUGUCCACAAUGUGAAAAACUCCAGCCUUCGAAAGAGAUUCAUUCUUAGUAACUGUCGAAUUGGAAAGAUUGGGAACCGGCAGUGUGACGCCGAAUGUGACCACCCAAGGACCGGCCAUGAUGGAGGUGACUGCCUCAGGCUAGGGCACUGUUAUAACUGGAAAAGACAGGAUGGGGUUUGUGACAUGGAGUGCAACACCAUUCACUAUGACUACGAUGAUGGGGACUGCUGUGAUCCAGACGUCACAGAUGUCCUUAAGACCUGCUUUGAUCCUGAAUCUCCUUACAGGGCUUAUAUGAGUGUGAAAGAACUAAAGGAUGAGUUAAACCUGAGCGGCAGCGACACACUCAAUGUGUUUUUUGCCAGCAACUCUGUACGAGAAGACCUGGCAGGAGCAGCAACUUGGCCAUGGGCAAAGGAGGCCCUCACACACCAAGGUGGGAUGGUCCUCAACCCAUCCUACUUUGGUACUACGGGCCACCAGAACACAAUGAUCCAUGAGAUGGGGCACAUAUUUGGACUGUACCAUGUCUUUAAAGGGGUGAAUGAGAGGGAAUCCUGUGAUGACCCGUGUCAGGAAACAACCCCAUCAAUGGAGACAGGAGAUCUGUGUGCUGACACAGCACCAACCAUCAAAUCUAAAGCCUGCCAGGACCCCGAAGCGUAUAACGACUCCUGUGGAUUCACUAUCUACCGUAACACGCCAUACCGCAAUUACAUGAGUUACACAGAUGACAACUGUACAAACCACUUUACACCCAAUCAAGUUGCCAGGAUGCAUUGUUAUCUUGACUUGGUCUACCAGAAGUGGCUGACAGAAAGUCACCCUGCCCCUGUUCCACUUCCCCCGAUAGUCACUGGACAAAGUACUAACUCUGUUUCCAUAUAUUGGCUCCCACCCAUGAGAGGGUCCCUUUUUCGAAGUUCCCCAUUUGAUGUGUCUGGCAUUGACUGUGGAGACUGCGAGAAAGACGGUGUUUUCCACCAGUAUGCCUUUCAGGCUUCCUCACCCCGUAUCUGUGACACAUCAGGCUACUGGACACCCGAAGAGGCAGUAGGGCCGCCUGAUGUGGAACAAGCUUGUGAACACAGUUUGCAGGCCUGGAGUCCUGAGCUCAUUCUCUAUGACACCAACGUGACAUCACCAUGCCCCGAAACAGAGGGCUGCACCCUAACUCUACACUUCCUGCACCCUGUCAUUCCACACAGACUCACACUUUGGGUAACCUAUAUCUCUGCAAACAACCCUGCUAUAGCCGAUGUUGAGCUGAUUACUGAUGCUGGGAACAGCAUUAACCUUGGGCCACAGCAUGUCUACUGUGACAUACCCCUGACGUUGCGGCUCGAAACCAACAACAUGGCAAUAUCUGCUAUUAAACUCUGCACCUUUGAUGAGAAAAUGGAGAUCGACGCAGCCAUGUUGUCUUCAGGCCCAGGCAGCCCUCUUUGUUCCGGUUGCCAACCUGUGCUGUACCGAGUUCAGCGUCAGCCAGCAUUUACCAGCAAAUCCCCUCCGCCUCAGAUGGAGCAAACGUUCACCGACAGCUCUGUUAUUCAGGGAGUGAAGUACCAGUACAGGAUCCAGGUGGAAACAGGCCAUCUCCUCAGCUUCCCCUCUCCGCCUCUUGUCUACACACAUGGACAGACCUACUGUGGGGACGGUGUCAUACAGGGAACAGAAGAGUGUGACGACAGCAAUCUGUUAGAUGGUGAUGGCUGCUCUAAGAAAUGCCACAAGGAGACGGGCUUCAAUUGUCAUGGUGAACCUAGUCAGUGUUAUGUCUUUGACGGUGACGGUGUGUGUGAAGAAUUUGAGCGGGGCUCAAGCGUGCAAGACUGUGGUUACUUCACACCUUUAGGCUACACAGAUCAGUGGGCAUCCAGUGCCUCGGCUUCCCACCAGGACCCCAACCUCUGCCCUGCUCAAGCUGCCACAGGGGAGCCAUCCUUUCCAAAGCUUUGUAGUUUUCAGCACCUGGAGUUGAGCGACAUGCGCUCUGAUGCAUGGUUCCCGUGCACCGCCCAGUCUGACACAAAUAAUGGACUGGAACAUUCUUACUGGAUAAAGUUGGGCUUCCUCCAUCCUGGCGUGGCAGCUACUGUGAUGGUUUACUUGGCCUCAGAUGGUUCAUGGUCUGGGGAGCCAUGGAGGAGAACAGUCACCAUCCUCCUGUCUGACACCACUGGCAAGAAUCACUCACUAGGGACACAUGUCCUCUCAUGCUAUAGGAACCCGCUGGUGGUGAAUGUGACCCACGAUCUCUCCCAGCCCUUCUUUCCUACAUCAGCUGUUAUCCUCCUCUUCUCGUCCCCCUAUGUGGCAGUGAGAGCAGUGGCCCUGAGGACUUCCUGCCACUUCAGCACCUUCGCCCUCACCGGUUGUCUGCAGCAGCCUUGCCAGAUUGACAGCUGCAGUCCUCCACAGAUAAAGCACGCUUCCAUCAGAUGUACUGGAGGAGGGGAAGCCUCCCGUUGCUCUGUGAAGUGUCACCGUGGUUACAGUAUCACUGUUCUCAGUGGCAGGGGGACUCAUCCAUAUCAGAGAACGAUCGAGCUGGAUUGUUUACAUGGUUCUUGGGAUCGUGUCGUCAGUUGUGAGCCUCUGGACUGUGGAUUCCCUGAUCAGUCUCAUGUGUACCAUGCCAUUUUUAGCUGCCCUUGGGGAACCACUUUUGCCAAACAGUGUUCCUUUACCUGUGGCUCCCCGGCCAUAUUACAAGGUGACAGUGAUAGGCUAACGUGUUUGGAAGAUGGUCUGUGGUCUUUCCCAGAGGCCUACUGCAAGAUCGAGUGCCCUGAAGCUCCAAACAUUCCCAGUUCCAGACUGCUCACAGCAGACUGUCUGGCUUCAGGACACGAUGUCGGGUCCUUCUGUCGCUACAGAUGCAGCACAGGCUUCUACGUGCGGGGGAGUCUUAAAAAGAAGAAGCCAAGGAAAUACUUUAAAUUAGAGUGCCUGGAGGAUGGUCAGUGGGAGGAAAAUGGCUGUGAGCCAAUAUCCUGCCCAGCCCUGCCAGAUGUGUUCCAGGGCAUGUACACCUGCACUAACGGCCUUCACUACAACAGCCGCUGCACCCUGCAGUGCCCCGAAGCCACCGAAAAUAGGGAAAUUCGCUGCAAUAAGGAUGGUAAAUGGACAGCAGAGUUCACCAUGUGCUCCAAGCUCCAGGGUUCAUGCUCUGCUCCCUCCAAUCUUAACUAUGUUGAAUACAGCUGUGACCAGGACAUGAAUAUUGGUGAUGUGUGCUACCCAUCAUGUGUUGUGGCCCUAAACAUGGAUCUGCAUGACCCAGUGGUUCUAUCCAAUGGAACUACACCUGGAACUCUGAAGCACUGGAUGCUGCCCACCACAGUACAGAGCAUAAUUUGCACCGGGAAGAUGAACUGGUAUCCUGACCCUGAAAACAUCCACUGUAUCCAGUCAUGUGAGCCUUUUGGAGGGGACGGCUGGUGUGACACCAUCAACAACAGGGCCUACUGCCAGUAUGAUGGAGGAGACUGCUGCCCGUCCACUCUCUCCACCAAAAAGGUCAUCCAGUUUGGAGCGGACUGCAGUGAGGACGAGUGCACUUGCCGUGAUCCAGAUGCGGAAGAGAACAAAAGCAAAGUGAAACCCUUGGACUGAAGAGGAGGAACUGGAGGAAGAGGAAUGCAAAAAAUUAAGACAGGAAGGGAAUCUGAACUUGUCUUAAGCAAAAGUUCGAAUCACAUGCCGUUCACCACAGCAACUAGUAAAUAUCAGAUGUGUAACAUUUCUUAAUACCAAUAUUGUGACUAACGACAGACUUAUACCAUAAAAAGCCAGUUGUUUUUCAUUCCCGCAUAGUUUGUCCUUCAUUUCCUUCCUAGCUAACUUCUUUUGUUCCUAGCUAAGACCUAAAAGGUCAUCUUUAAUGAAAAAUUUGAAAGCUUUUUGGAGUUUGGACCCUACCAAGUCUUCUUCAGAAAUAGAAAUCAUCAUAAUUUCAUUAAAUUUCUGUUCCAAAUGGGCUCAAGUAGUUUUCCAGACCUAAUUAAUCUAAUUAAAAGGGUCAUAGAACCUUCCUGUCCUUAUUGCUGAAGAGAAACGUGUAUAGACUAACAUGUAUAGAUAAAGUAUCUGCAUCAUCCAGUAUAUCCAUAGGCCACCUCUUAGCGAAACGUGUCAUUAUUAUAUUUAUAUCACAGCUCAAGUGUGUUAUUGUGCUACUGUAACAUGCAGCAAUGCUUCCCUGAGCAACAGUGCAUGGAAGUUUUUUUUUAAGUUGCUCAAAUGUGACAGUUAUGCUUAAAUAUAAAUGAUCAUUGUGCAAUUUCAAAUAUUGACUGUAAAUACAAGUAUUAUUCUCUCUAUAUCAGCACCACUAAAACAAUUCUGCACAUAUGAUAAAAUUGUGAUGAAGUGUAGGAAAAACAGUUUAUUCAUUCAACACAGACUUCAUGAGUGUAAUAGAGAGUCAGUGAAACAAUAUGAUGGAAUACCAUACCAGAAUCAAUCAAAGUAUAUGGUGAUAUUUUACUGUAAUUUGUAAUCUAUAUAAUAAAUUACAACUUUGUAUA